Marmota flaviventris (yellow-bellied marmot) is the source of this 1867-nucleotide messenger RNA. The record is from RefSeq and is a predicted model, not a curated record. NCBI's taxonomy places the organism in Eukaryota, Metazoa, Chordata, Mammalia, Rodentia, Sciuridae.
UCUGGGUCGCGCCUCUCGGAAGGUCCAGCGCCGGCCCCGCCCUCGGCUUCCUCCGGGGCAGCGGGCGCGGAGCAGCGCGGCGAUGGAAGGCGCCUGUGGUACUGCAGUGUAGGGUCACAAAGAAGUUCGUCCUGUAGGAAAGAAUCCAGACAUUUCAACGUUCCAGAGACACAUGUGGCCACAGGCAUGGAAGAAUGAAAGAAGGUCCCACACACUGUGGAAGCAGGGCAGCCUCUGCAUGGGCUACUUAACUGCAGCUCAAACUCAAAAUAUCCUGAUUGGCUGGCUCCUCCCAAGUCGCCACUUUAUUGGCCAGCGCCUCGGGGCCGCGAUCCAGCGGGUCCGAGGGCUGUGUCAGACCGCAGCGGCCAUGGCGUCCUAUUUCGACGAGCACGACUGCGAGCCGUUGGACCGCGAGCAGGAUGCCCGAACCAACAUGCUGCUGGAGCUCGCAAGGUCUCUCUUCAAUAGGAUGGAUCUUGAAGACUUGGGACUGGUCGUAGACUGGGAUCACCACCUGCCUCCACCAGCUGCCAAGGCUGUGGUGGAGAGCCUCCCCAGGACAGUCAUCAGUGGCUCUCAGGCUGAGCUCAAGUGCCCCGUGUGUCUUUUGGAAUUUGAGGAGCAGGAGACUGUCAUUGAGAUGCCUUGCCAUCACCUCUUCCAUUCCAACUGCAUUCUGCCCUGGCUGAGCAAGACAAAUUCCUGCCCCCUGUGCCGCCACGAGCUGCCCACUGAUGAUGAUACAUACGAGGAGCAUAGACGAGAUAAGGUAGGAGCUGGUGAGGGCUAUCAUGGGUCCUUGGCCUGGCCCCGCUGUGCUCAUUCUCCUCCUCAGCAGGCUGGGCUAGGCCUUUGGAUUCCCUGGCUUUGGCCACCUUUCCAGUGAUCACUAAAGGAACAGAAAUCUCAAGAGUGCAGAAGCUAGGGGCCCAACAUGAGAUCCAGUCCUGUGGUUGCUGCCCAUCCCUCCCCGUGGGUCUUCAGGCUGGCCCUGCCUGUGUUCCCUCUGUCUUUCAGGCUCGAAAGCAGCAGCAGCAGCACCGCCUGGAGAACCUCCAUGGGGCCAUGUACACGUGAGGCAGCUGGGCUGAGUGCCCACCCUCCACAGCGUCUCCCUCCACACCUGAACCCUCAUUAAACGUGUCUUUGCCCACCUGCGACUGCAUUGUUCACAGGCUGGGGCAGGGGCUGGUGUCCUCUACCAGGUCCCUGUUGCUCUUGGGUGAGGUGGUGCUGAACAGCAGAAGGUGCCAGGCUGCAUUUCCCUCCCCAGCGGCCUGUCUGGACUCAGGGUGGUGGAGCUCAGGUAAAGAGCCUGCCACCAGGCAGCCAAGGUUUGGCCUGUACGGGUGGUUGGAAGGCACAGUCUGCCAGGGCCUGUACCCCGCAGCUAUUUAAAGCUGAUAAACUAACCUGCACUUCCCUCCCCCCACUGCAAUUUCUAGUUAACCUUGGAACCUUCAGUUAACCUUGGAAUCCUAGAGUGUUCUUUAGCACCAGAGAGAAAAUUGCUUUUAACAUUUUAAAAGUUGCUCUGUAUCCUUCCCUCCCCAUAUCCCCCUACCUUAGAAUCAAAGUUCAAACCAGACUGAGUGGGGGAAGGAAGUGAGGCUGUCAGGCCAGGUCAGGACUUUAGACAGUUUAGAGGCACAGGAAGGGUUUCAAGCUCUGAUGGGUCCUUGGAUAGUGUCUGGCAUCCUUGGUUCCUGACAGCCCUGCUCUUAAAGAGCUGUGUAUAUUCUGGGCUCUCUCUGGGGGCAGGGGUUAGGGAAAGCCAUCCGGAUUAUGCUCCCCCUUAUUCCAGAAGAGACUACAACAUGCAAAUUAGAAUUCUUUUAAUAGAUAUAAAAAAAGUACUAAAAUA